Loa loa (African eye worm) is the source of this 1288-nucleotide messenger RNA. Its product is annotated as cuticle collagen 13. Lineage: Eukaryota; Metazoa; Nematoda; Chromadorea; Rhabditida; Onchocercidae. The transcript has 3 exons. The coding region runs from base 15 to 1004 and encodes 329 amino acids. The record is from RefSeq and is a predicted model, not a curated record. Gene Ontology annotation, molecular function: structural constituent of cuticle.
AUUUUCAGCACAGAAUGGGAAUCGAAUAUGAAGAGUUGAAAAAAGUAGAAGCAGAUGGACUACGGCGUUCAGCAUUCUUUGGGAUCGCAAUUUCAACUGUUGCGACAUUGACAGCAAUUGUUGCCGUACCUAUGCUGUACAAUUAUGUGCAGCAUGUGCAAUCAUCAUUGGAAGGAGAACUCGAAUUUUGCAAGUAUAGGACCGAUGGGCUAUGGGAUGAAUAUCGAAUCAUUGAAGAAGCUACUGGUUUAGAAGGAAGACUGAAACGGGAAGUACGCCAUCGUAAUGCAGGAAGAACAGGACAAAUAUCAGCUCGAGCACGUGGUACAGGCACUUAUUCAAGUGGUGCUGCCGGAUAUUUACCGUCCGAUGCUGAUGUUAAAACCCCAUCACAUACUUCGCAAGGGGAAGACCAGUGCUGCAGUUGCGGAGUUGGAAAUAUAGGACCUCCCGGGCCUCCAGGAAAAGAUGGUGAAAAAGGCGCUGAUGGAGCACCAGGUAAGGACGGCAUCCCAGGAAAGGACGCUCCGCCAGAUGCUGUACCGAAACCCGAAGACGUCUGCUUCGAUUGUCCCGUAGGACCACCAGGACCUCCGGGUGCAGUUGGACCCAAAGGAUUACCUGGACAGGCUGGCGCACCAGGCAAAGAUGGAGAAGCUCCGCUACCUGGACCACCGGGUCCACCCGGACCACAAGGACCACCUGGAGCAUUGGGUGAAAUGGGGCCACCUGGACCACCCGGCUUACCCGGCCAAUUUACAGAGACAUCUGAAGGUGUUGGCCCGCCAGGACCAGUAGGACCGGUGGGACCAGCAGGAUCACCAGGACUGCCUGGUUCACCAGGAAGUGCAAUCUCUGGACCUCCUGGGUUGCCUGGAGAUGCAGGACCUGUUGGCGCUCCAGGAAAUCCCGGAGCACCUGGAGAACCCGGUGAAAUGGGAGUUGGUGGCAGUGCCGGUUCAUGCGACCACUGUGCACCACCACGCACGGCACCUGGAUAUUAAAAUCUCCUGCAAAUUGCUGACUAAAUAUGGCCGCCUUUUAUCGUUUUGGAAACAACGAGAACUUUCUUGGAUUUAAGACUGAUGGAAAACUUUAAAGUUCUAAAUGAUUUAGUUUGUUUUAUUUGAGCAAGGCAUUUCGAAUAAAGUUGUCAACCGAUAUUGCUCAAUUGUGCAGAACGCCAUAAUUCUUGCAAGUGUUCAGAAAGCUAUCACAAAAUUUUCUUAACGAUUGUCCAGAAACGAUGUAAAAUAUAUUUUAUGGGUCGGUCUCUACCUUAAUUUGC